UGCAGAAGCAUGUGUGCCCUUGAAUCGGGCCAGUUUGUGGCUAGGGAAAAAUUUUGCAUUUGGGCACGGACCCAUAAUUCUAUAUGACUUGUAUCAUCACAACUUAGCAUACUUUUAAAAUGACGACGACGUUCAAAACAGAGCUACGGCAAGUGGGUGACUGUCGUUGUGGAGAGAACGUCCGGACGCUGGGCUCCGGCUCACCGUACGACUACUCAUUCCGACCGAAUGUCACGGUGGACAAGUAUAUACCGGGGGUUUCCAUUCCGGCCAAUGCAACCUCACUCUGGGAGCGAAGUGCGCUGGGGAAACACCCACUGUGCCCACCCAUUCGGGCAACACCGCAAAAAACAUUCCAUAGCAAAUACACCAUGGCUGACUGGCAGCAGACGAACUUCGACAACUUGAACAAUUCCGAAGGCGACCGAAACGUCGGGGAGCAUGUGCGCUGUGAUUCCCUCCGCACCAUGAGAAAUACGGACUGCCUGACAACCUUCGGACAACGAGAUUCUACUCAGCGUCUGGGCGAGCGAAUAGGGGACGUAAACUACUGGAGAAACGAGGUGCUCCACGAACUCGAAAUGAACGUAAUUGAAACACAAAAGAUGGAAGAAAUGAAGCGACAGGCCGAAUGUUUGCUGCGCGAGCUAGAAAAUCCUCUGAAAAUCGACCGGGAGAGUUUGUACGCUCGUGACCAGCGGAUGGGCAUCGACCUUGUGCACGACUGCGUCGAAAUCGGCCUGAACCAUGAGGUGGAGACCAUAAAGGCGUUCCAAGAGCGCAUGUGCCGCCUGCUCGAGCGGAUCGCGCAGACCCUGCAGGAGCUGUGUGACUCCCGAAACUGCCUGGAACGCGACGCGCUCGACAAGUUCGCCACGCUCAACAUCGACAAGUACUCGCACGGCCUCAACAACUCGUCGCCGGGCAUAGCGUUAUACCCGGGCAUCGAGCAGUGGGACAAGACGAUGAGCACGCCGGAGUCGUGGCUCGACUACACCAUCCGGCUGGUGCAGCGGUCGCAGAACGCGCGCGCCGAGAGCUCGCGCCUGCGCGCAGAGGCUGAAGCCAUGAUCGCCGCCUCUGUCAACGAGCUGUGGCAGGCCUGGAACAACACCAACGAGGCGCUGGCGCAGCGCAUCCAGCAGACGACCGACAUGAAGAACAGGGUGCAGGCGGAGCUGUCGCGGCUGGUCCAGGAGCUGGCCGACCAGGAGAAGUACCGACAGGCGCUGCAGAAAGCGCUCGGCGACAAGUGCCCGCCACUCAAGGUGGCGCACACGCGGUUGGAGCGGCGCACGCACCGUAACUGCAUGGAGCUGUGCCGCGACAACGCCAUGAUUCGGCUGCAGGGCGAGGUGCUCGAUCUGUACGGCAGCAUCGACCAGCUGAAGCAGAAGUUGGCCGCCACCGAGGCGGCCAUCGCCGCGCUCCUCCGCCGCAAGAACAAGAUGGAGGAGGAGCUGCAGAUCAAGACCAACUCGCUGCUGAUCGACAGGGAGCGCGUGCUGGGCGCUCGGCGCGCCUUCCCAAUCACGUCCGUGGUCACCAAGUGUCAGUAGGCCGUAGGCUGUCCAAAGCAUGUCUGCGUGCCGCAAAUUUCGUGCCAUUGUCGCCUUUCGUGACCUCCGUGGUUAUGAUGGGCAACUGGUGGCAGCGCGUCGAAAGUGUCCAAUGUCCGCGUGAGCAAAUUACUGCCUGGUGUCAUGAGCAAGUCAGCAAUGUUCCUAACGUCCAUGACCGAAGCGCCUUUCCCUGACAAAAUAUAACGUAUCACUUAAACAUA
Messenger RNA from Pollicipes pollicipes, 1783 nucleotides. RefSeq names its product tektin-3-like. The coding region runs from base 120 to 1559 and encodes 479 amino acids. The record is from RefSeq and is a predicted model, not a curated record. Gene Ontology annotation, biological process: cilium assembly; cilium movement involved in cell motility. The transcript has a single exon. NCBI's taxonomy places the organism in Eukaryota, Metazoa, Arthropoda, Thecostraca, Pollicipedomorpha, Pollicipedidae. Gene Ontology annotation, cellular component: microtubule cytoskeleton; nucleus.